Silurus meridionalis is the source of this 1842-nucleotide messenger RNA. RefSeq names its product BUD13 homolog (gene bud13). The transcript has 11 exons. Gene Ontology annotation, cellular component: RES complex; U2-type spliceosomal complex. Gene Ontology annotation, biological process: mRNA splicing, via spliceosome. The record is from RefSeq and is a predicted model, not a curated record. The coding region runs from base 31 to 1605 and encodes 524 amino acids. Lineage: Eukaryota; Metazoa; Chordata; Actinopteri; Siluriformes; Siluridae. Gene Ontology annotation, molecular function: RNA binding.
UUCCGUCUUGUGACGUAGGUCAGAAGCAAAAUGGCUGCUUCCAGGAGCGCAAUAAGCGAAAGUACUGGUAUUUCAAAAGCAGAAUACUUAAAGCGCUAUUUAUCGAAAGAUGAGGAUGGCAAGAAGUCAAAAGAGAAGAAGGUUAAGAAAAAACGUCCCCAACUCGCCGGGAGAGGGAUGAAAAUUGUUGACGAUGACAUUGACUGGAGGGAACUGGCUGCAAACAAAGAAGAGAAGGAGAACAAGGAUGAAGAUGAGGAUGAGGAGGCGCCUGUGAUUGCAGAAAUAAUAGAUGAGCGUCCAGCCGAAGUAAAGCAACUUGAAGCUUUUAGAACUAGUAACAAGUGGAAAGUUCUGGGAGCCACAAAUGACGAAUCUCCCGAAGUCACAAAUUCAGGAACAAGCCCAGAGGACAAGGAGAGUAGGAGAACUCGACACGAUUCUCCUGAUGGUUCUCCGGUACAGAGAGGACGCCAUGACUCUCCUGACCUCUCACCGAAGAAGCGAUUGCGCCAUGAUUCUCCUAAUCUCUCGCCCAAGAAAAAGACUUCGGACGAUUCUCCUGAUCUCUCACCCAAAAGAAAAUCUCGCCACGAUUCUCCUGAUCUCUCACCCAAAAGAAAAUCUCGCCACGAUUCUCCAGACCUUUCAAAUCCCAGACACAGAACAGAAACCAAACACAGACGGCAUGACUCCUCAUCUCCUUCUCCUCCGCGGAAAACACAAAAACGCGGUCAUAAAGAUUCUGCACAAAGAGAAAAGUCUAAAUCCUCCUCCGCUGGACGUGUUCCAGACAUGGACCGGUCCCCUCCACGAAGACGCCCUAACACCAAACGGGACUCGGACUCUGAUCUGUCUCCCCCUAGGAAAGGAGUGCAGGGAGGCAGGGGGUCUGACUCUGACCUAUCCCCUCCUAGGAAGAGGCCACAGGAUAAGCAUGGAUCAGACUCGGAUCUGUCGCCUCCUCGUAGAGCUUCUGCUUCUAAUACGGAGCCUCAAAUGUUAUCUGGUGGAACUGCUGGUCUGGUGUCUUCUGAUAUCCUGCGGAAAGAGCAAGAGGACAUGCGCAGGAGGGAAAAACAAAACCGGCCGCUAGAAGAGGCGUCGUGUCAUGCAGAGACUAUUUUCAGAGACAAAACAGGAAAGAAGCGUGACCUGGAGUCCGAGCGUGUCGAGCAGAGCAGGAAAGCAGGGGAGAAAGCAGAGAAGGAUGAGAAAUAUGCACAGUGGGGCAAAGGACUGGUGCAGAGUCAGAUGCAGCAGCAGAACGUGGCCGAUGCUCUCAGAGAGGCCCAGAAGCCUUUGGCACGUCACAUCGAUGAUGAAGACCUGGACAAGAUGCUGAGAGAGCAGGAGAGAGAUGGAGACCCAAUGGCAGCACUUCUGCGCAAGAAGAGGGAGAAGAAUGUAAAAGCCAAAGGGAUCAAUGAGAGACCUCGUUAUCGGGGUCCACCUCCACCCCCAAAUCGCUUCAACAUCAUGCCAGGUUAUCGCUGGGAUGGAGUAGACAGGUCCAAUGGGUUUGAACAGAAGCGCUACACCAGAAUAGCGGAAAAGAAGGCUUUGCAAGAAGAAGCAUACAAAUGGAGUGUGGAGGACAUGUAGGCACACUAUAGGAUGUGUGAGCAUGUGUGUCUGUACAUAUGUGUGUACAUGUUCUGAUUCACCAGCAUGGAGCAGAUUGUCUAAAUGGAUCUCAUGAUGUAAAUGUCAUUAGGGUUAUCAACCAAGAUGAGCGACCAAAUUACACACAGUACAUUUUGUGACUUUUAUGGACUUCAGCAGUUGUAUGUGUGUUUCUGGUUUAUUUUGUGAAGUUUAUUAAAUGUUGCGGUUUCUUAA